Labeo rohita (rohu) is the source of this 4415-nucleotide messenger RNA. RefSeq names its product TEF transcription factor, PAR bZIP family member a (gene tefa). Gene Ontology annotation, cellular component: nucleus. The transcript has 5 exons. The record is from RefSeq and is a predicted model, not a curated record. Lineage: Eukaryota; Metazoa; Chordata; Actinopteri; Cypriniformes; Cyprinidae. Gene Ontology annotation, molecular function: RNA polymerase II cis-regulatory region sequence-specific DNA binding; DNA-binding transcription factor activity, RNA polymerase II-specific. Gene Ontology annotation, biological process: regulation of transcription by RNA polymerase II. The coding region runs from base 207 to 1127 and encodes 306 amino acids.
CUUCUGUAGCUAACUGGGAAAUCAGGUCAAAUACAGAAGUAGAGUCUGAAUAGAAAGGUGUGAACCGGCGAGGUGAUUUCAGAUUUGAUUUUCACUGCAUAAAGCAUUAAAGACAAUAUCCUUUCUUGAUUAAACUAAGGAUUUCAACUUAACGUUGCCUUUAAAGUUACGCUAUUCUUACGCGCGGCACGACAGCGUCGGUCAAAAUGGACGUGGACACUGUUUCCGUCACGAUGGACGCACGCUCUGAUAGUCCUUCUCCUGCUUUCCCAGUAGUUUUAAAGAAAAUCAUGGAAAUUCCGCCACCGAAUCUUCUCGAAGGCGAUGACGAAAAUGAUAAAGAGAAACUCUUUGAGGAUGUGGACUCAGGAGGGGUUAGUGGAAUGGGACCGUCGGCUGCCUUAACACCUGCCAUCUGGGAAAAGACCAUUCCCUAUGAUGGCGAAACCUUCCAUCUGGAAUACAUGGAUCUGGAGGAGUUCCUCAUGGAGAAUGGCAUUCCUGCCACAGGGGAUGAGGAUCAGCAAAAGAGUCUUGCAAAGGAAAACAUCCAGCUUUCAACUGAAAAACCAUCCGCAACAACUCCAGCAGUCUCUCUUAUGCCAGUCAUGGAACUGGAUCAGUGUGAGGAGGAAGUGGUCACAAUCACGGAAUCCAGCUCUAGCUCGACAGACGGCAAAUCAGAUGAGGACCGUGUGACGCCAGAUCCCAUCAAUCCAGAGGAUAUUGAGAUAGAGGUCAACUUUGAACCCGAUCCCACAGACCUUGUGCUCUCCAGCAUACCUGGAGGUGAACUGUUCGACCCUCGCAAACAUCGCUUUUCUGAGGAGGAGCUGAAGCCUCAGCCGAUGAUCAAGAAAGCAAAGAAAGUAUUUGUGCCUGAGGAACAGAAGGACGACAAAUACUGGCAGCGGAGGAAGAAGAAUAACAUUGCAGCCAAACGUUCACGAGAUGCCAGACGGCUAAAAGAGAAUCAGAUCACAGUACGGGCAGCCUUUCUGGAGCGAGAGAACUCUGUGCUGAGGCAGGAAGUGGCAGAGUUACGCAAGGACUUUGGGCGCUGCAAGAAUGUUGUAGCACGCUAUGAAGCCAAAUACGGACCGCUUGGACCGGCUGAAGACCUCUAAACAAUUAUUGAUUUAUUUCCAUUUUAAAAGGCAAUAAAUUAAUAAUGGUAUGGCAUGCAGAGGAGAAAACAGGAGAUAAGUGAAUGAAUGAUACUGUAGAGCUAAGUGAUAUUCAUAUUCAUAAACCAUCUUGUCAGCUACUUUUAUCAACAUAUCCCAUUCAUUUUAAUCUUACUUUAGUGCAACAGCACAUCCAUGUAUAUUCAAUAGAGCUUUUAACUGUGUUUUUUAACUUGAUCUCAUGACGAAAAUGUACCUGUGGGAAGUUUUUUGCAAGACAUGAAAUCACUUAACAAUCAAUUUCAUACACAGUUAUGAUAACAGCUCCACAUGUUUUGCUUCCUGAACGUAACAAGCUUGCUCGGUAGAUCAGCCGGCAUGGAAUUGGACGUAAAAUGCAAAAUUGCUAUAAAAAAUAUGACUCAGAAUGAAAGAGCUGAAAGAUGAGAGAGCGAAAACAAGCCAAAACGGCAUUCUUGUGAUGGACCUUUCUCACAUUUCCGGGUUACUCAUAGCGGAGGGUCUUCACAGUUGGGUAAAAUCCAAGAGCUGUGAAUGGGAGAGUACCACAGAUGUAUUUUUUGCAUUCCAAUUUGCUCAAAUAACAAAAGACAAACUACACGACUUUCAAUCAAAGAAAAAAAACUGAAAGAGAUUGAUAUCGGCAGUCAGAUGAGAGAACAAUGUAGGGCUGUCAAACAAUUAAUCGUGAUUAAUCGCAUACAAAAAAGUUUGAGUUGCCUAAUAUAUGUGUGUGUACUGUGUGUAACCAUUAUGUAUAUAUAAAUACACACAAAUUAAUGUGUAUAUAUAAGAGAAAUGUUAUUUAUGUACAAAAUGUUUGUAUUUAUAUAUAACAUAAAUUAUAUAAAAAUCAUACUAAAUACAUAUACUUGUAGAUUCCUAAAAAUUUAUACAUGAAUGUGUUUAUAUAUACAUAAUAAUUACACAGUACACACAUUAGGCAAACUCAAACCUUAUUUUGUAUGCGAUUUAUCGCGAUUAAUUGUUUGACAGCCCUAGAACAAUCAAAUUUACCAUCCUUCCUGCAUUAGAAACACCCUCGCAUUAAACUUAACUAUUUUUUGUAACUUGAUGAAGAAGUGAUGUAAUACGAAGUAUAGUGUUAUAAAUGUAAAUACAUUUAAAAAAUAAAAAUAUGAAAAACUUUAAAGGAUUUAUGAUGAGGAUGACCGUUCAAAUGCGUCAUCACAGUCUUGUGAAAAGGGUCCAUUGCAUUGUUCACUCUAUCGGGUAGGUUUACUCAGGGUUGCCAGGUAUUCAGAACAAAACCCGCCCAAUUGCUACUCAAAACUAGCCCAAAACUAGUCCAAUUAUGAUUACACGUUAUUUGUCGGGGUUCCUCUGGUAAAUAAGCAUUUCAGGGGCUAAAUACGAUUCAGCUCGCGGACAUCAAAAACAACCCGAGGCAACAGUGGUAAAGUAGCCCAAUUCCGUGGGAAAACCGCAGACUCGGCAACCGUAGGUGUAGUGCAGAUAGUAUGUUAUUUUAAAAUGUCAUGGAGCAAUAGAGUAAUAGUGCCACUCAACAGACAUUUCAAGUCAGAGCUGCGGUAACGCACAAAACCAAAACGUACCAUAUGUACGUUCAUCUGUUGAAUGUAACGAAACACGCUUUUAGUGCCACUCUGUGGACAUUUCACAUCGAGUAUGUCACAAAACGCAUAUGGUGGUUUGUAUUUCACGUCUUGCGAAAAUGUUCCUACAGGUACGUUUCCAUCAUUAGAUCAGGCUCGGUUUUUUGUCAUGCACCAAGGUAGAAGAGGUCUUCCCUCACCUAAGUUUUAUAAUAUCUAAUUAGUUUUAGAAAAUAAUGUACCUUGGAAGUCACUGGCCUUUAUCAACUUCCAUAUACUUUCUUAUAUAUCUUCAGUAUGUUUAUCUCUGACUUAUUUGACAUUAAUUCUAAGAAUUCCAUUGGCAAACUUGGUACAAUGUACCACUAAGUGGUACAUUACAUCUGCAACAGUAAAUAAAAAAGCCAUCUUUGAAAUAAUGGAGGAAUGUAUCACAUUAAAAAUUUAUAAUUACGGAUACCUGGAGGAAAAAAAAAACUGUAAGCAGGAAUUGUAUCAUGUUUUUGUGCUGCAAAAAACAUACGUGUUUUGUCUUACUGUCUGCGAGUGCUAGAAAAAGUACUGAAAAUGUGCUCUGUAUAUGUGCAAAAUGUAUUUAGAUAGUGUCUCUCAUACUAACUGAGUAGAUCUUCUAAAAUCAUAUCUUGUUUACUUCACCCAUGGUAGUUUGUCCUUUCCGGGACUCAUGGAGGUCAGUUUAUGUACCGAAAUAACACUCUGUACAUGUGACGGAUCUUGUAUCUGCUUUAACUUAGAAAAACAAAUGAAGUGCUGUUUGUUUGUUUUUUCAUAUGUAUCAUAUGAUAUAUUUUUUUUUCAAAUAACUUCAGAUAUUUUACAAAAACGGCUUUGCAGUGUGAACCACACCAUUCACACACAGCUCAGAGUCAAUAUGAAUCCGUAAGUGUCUUCAGCAGAACGCCUGUUUAUAAAGCGCACAAGUGUGUUACAUAUCAGAAACCAAACUCAAACCUCUCGUAAGGGCAAAAGCCCCCUGCUUGCCACUUCUCUUCAUUUCAAGCACUUUUGUGCAACCUGUCUCUGUCAUUUGGAAACAUACAUCAUCAGGGAAAGAAGAUUAAGGGUCAAUUCACAAGUUUGACAAACUGUCAGUAUCUUGUGCUUUCCGUUCAGUGUUGUGAAGUGGAAUUUAGGCUGAUAUUUAUUACCAAGUUUAAUUUUGCAAUACGCACACGUGACCACAUUGUCCUUUUUCAGGUGUUUUGUGAAAAGGGAAUCUGAUAUGUAACGUAAUCUUGACCAAAGCUAACUUUGAUUGAAUGCUGAAGAACACGAAUUCUUUAGCAAGUACAAAAAGACUCCACUUAAAUCAGGUGUUGAAACUUUACAUAUCUGUGGUCUGUAGGUGCUUUUUAAAAGCGCACCUACGGUUUGUCAUUUCUCCUUGAGCUUCCUUUCUGACGAGUGUGUAAUGUGAGAUCAGAGACAAUAAAAUGGACUCGAGUUUGAUGGCUUUUCUGAAAAGAAGAGUGAAAGCAUUUCUUCUGUUCAAACUCAAGUCGCAUAAAUGAGAUGCAGUAAUCUUUGUUUGAAUGUUUUUCUAUUUGUUAUUGUUCUUUUGGGAGGAAUGAAUUCUUUUUGUAAGUCUUAUAACUUUUUUGACUUGUAAAUGUUGUCUCGAUGUCUUGGCUGUUUCGUGUUGUACAUAUUAUUAAAGAAUUCAAAAAUG